Belonocnema kinseyi is the source of this 396-nucleotide messenger RNA. RefSeq names its product cellular nucleic acid-binding protein-like. The record is from RefSeq and is a predicted model, not a curated record. Gene Ontology annotation, molecular function: zinc ion binding; nucleic acid binding. Lineage: Eukaryota; Metazoa; Arthropoda; Insecta; Hymenoptera; Cynipidae. The transcript has a single exon. Bases 1 to 396 code for a protein of 131 amino acids.
AUGAAGGUCAGCUUCACGAAAAGGCCUUUCAGAGGCAAUUUAAAGGCCUUUGCGGAGCUGUCAGACGAACUGGCUGCAAGGCUGGUACGCGCAGGACACCUGAAGGUGGGUUGGGUGUCCUGCCAUGUAAGUAAAAGGAUAGAGGCCAUGAAAUGCUACCGCUGCCCAGGCUUUGGUCACAUGGCAGCGAAAUGCGAGGGUCCAGACAGGACCAAAUCAUGCUGGCGAUGCGGAAAAGAAGGAAGCAAAGCUGUAGCAUGCGAAAGCACACCGCAGUGCUACCUCUGCGUCGCAAAUGGAGAUGCGCCACUGACAGACCAUCGUUUGGGUACAAGGAGUUGCUUGGCGUUCAGAGAGGCAGCCUCGUUGAAGAAGCCUCUUGGACUUUCAAUCUAA